This is a messenger RNA of Dryobates pubescens (Downy woodpecker), 5424 nucleotides long. It is a transcript of the gene CARMIL1, whose product is annotated as capping protein regulator and myosin 1 linker 1. The record is from RefSeq and is a predicted model, not a curated record. Gene Ontology annotation, molecular function: protein binding. Lineage: Eukaryota; Metazoa; Chordata; Aves; Piciformes; Picidae. Gene Ontology annotation, biological process: regulation of Arp2/3 complex-mediated actin nucleation; cell migration. Gene Ontology annotation, cellular component: plasma membrane; lamellipodium. Bases 360 to 4508 code for a protein of 1382 amino acids. The transcript is spliced from 38 exons.
CGGGGGGGGAAGCCGGGCGGCGCGGAGAGGCUGGCCGUGUGAGGGGGCGCCGCGUCUGACGGCUGCCUGCGGGCUCUUCCUCCCCUGGAAAUGCCCCUCCUGGCCGCGCCGACAGCCGGGGGCGUCAUGUAGCGCGGGAGGAGCGGGCUCCGUGGGGCGGGAGAAGCCCCUUCCCUCCGUCCGUGCUCACCGCACACACACACCCCGCACACACGCAGCAGAGAGACGCACGGCCGGCCCUUCUCCGCCCCGCUGUGCUGGUUGCAUGCCCACCGUGCCCGGUGCAGGGACGGCCCGUCGCUGAAGCAGCCCCGCCACCGGGCACCCCCGGGCACCUUCGGGCACCGGGCAGCGCCACCAUGGCCGAGGAAAGCUCCGAUGUCCCCAAAGAGUUGAUCGAAAGCGUCAGGGAUGUUAUUGGGAGGAAAAUCAAAAUUUCGGUCAAGAAGAAAGUGAAGCUGGAAAUCAAGGGGGAUAAAGUGGAUAACAGGAUAUUGGUGUUGGCAUCAUGUCGGGCAUUUCUGUUAACAUCCCGGAUUCCCACCAAGUUGGAACUAACUUUCAGCUACUUGGAAAUCCAAGGAGUAACUUCCAGUAAACCAGGUCAGUUGAUUAUGGAAACUGAGAAAUGUAAUGUCUCCAUGAAGAUGGCAUCCUCAGAGGAUGUGAAUGAGGUGCUGGCACACAUUGGGACCUGCCUCCGGAAGAUAUUCCCUGGACUCUCACCUGUGAGGAUUCUGAAAAAAGUAACUGUGGAGCCUUCAGAAAGACUGGCUAAUCUCCAGGCCCUGUGGGACAGUCAGACAGUGGCGGAACUGGGACCUUGUGGAGGCUUUUCACAGAUGUAUGCCUGUGUUUGUGACUGGCUUGGAUUUCCCUAUAGAGAAGAAGUACAGUGGGAUGUCGAUACGAUUUACCUAACACAAGAUACCAGAGAGCUGAAUUUGCAAGACUUCAGCCACCUUGACCACAGAGACUUAAUACCUAUAGUUGCGGCUCUGGAAUACAAUCAAUGGUUUACUAAGCUGUCCUCCAAGGAUCUGAAAUUAUCCACUGAUGUCUGUGAACAGAUACUGCGGGUGGUGAGCAGGUCCAAUCGAUUGGAAGAACUGGUAUUAGAGAAUGCCGGGCUUAGAACAGAUUUUGCACAGAAACUAGCCAGUGCCCUAGCCCAUAAUCCCAACUCAGGACUCCAUACGAUCAACCUUGCUAGCAAUCCACUUGAAGAUAGAGGUGUGUCAUCUUUGAGCAUCCAGUUCGCCAAACUUCCAAAGGGACUGAAACAUUUAAAUUUAUCUAAAACCUCCUUGUCACCUAAAGGGGUGAAUAGCCUUUCCCAGUCACUGAGUGCCAACUCGCUGAUCACAAACACGCUCGUCUAUCUUGACCUCUCAGGGAACGCGCUCCGCGGUGAUGAUCUCUCAAGCUUGUACAAUUUUUUGGCCCAGCCAAAUGCCAUUGCUCACCUGGAUUUAUCCAACACGGAGUGUGCACUAGAUAUGGUAUGUGGAGCCCUCCUUCGUGGUUGUCUUCAGCAUUUAGCUGUCCUUAGCCUCUCUAGGACUCUUUUCUCUCACAGAAAAGGAAAAGAAGUCCCUCCCUCCUUCAAACAGUUUUUCAGCAGCUCACUUGCUUUGAUGCAGAUUAAUCUUUCGGGAACUAAACUCCCUCCUGAGCCUCUAAAAGCACUUUUAUUAGGCCUGGCUUGCAAUCACAAUCUGAAGGAGGUGUCUUUAGACCUCAGUAGCUGUGAGUUAAGAUCAGGAGGUGCACAAGUCUUGGAAGGAUGCAUAGCAGAAAUACACAAUAUCACCAGCCUAGAUAUUUCAGACAAUGGCCUAGAGUCUGACCUCUCAACCCUUGUAGUCUGGCUUAGUAAAAACCGAUCGAUAAGACACUUGGCCUUAGGCAAAAACUUUAACAACAUGAAAUCCAAAAAUCUCACUCCAGUACUUGAUAAUUUAGUUCAGAUGAUUCAGGAUGAGGAUUCACCUCUGCAGUCAUUGUCCCUCGCAGAUUCCAAGCUGAAGACUGAGGUCACCAUCAUUAUUAAUGCCCUGGGCAGCAAUACUUCUCUUACAAAAGUAGAUAUCAGUGGAAAUGCCAUGGGAGAUAUGGGAGCAAAGAUGCUGGCUAAAGCUCUGCAGAUAAACACCAAGCUCAGAACUGUUAUAUGGGACAAGAAUAACAUCACUGCGCAGGGCUUCCAGGACAUAGCUGUGGCACUGGAAAAGAAUUAUACUUUGAGAUUCAUGCCCAUACCGAUGAAUGAUGCUUCCCAAGCGCUUAAAACAAACCCUGAGAAGACAGAAGAGGCACUGCAAAAGAUAGAAAACUACUUGCUUCGUAAUCAUGAGACCAGAAAGUACCUACAGGAGCAAGCGUAUCGGCUGCAGCAAGGCAUUGUCACCAGCACCACUCAGCAGAUGAUUGACAGAAUAUGUGUAAAAGUGCAAGAUCAUCUCAACUCUUUAAGAAACUGUGGUGUGGAUGCUGUACAGGAAGAUGUCAAAUCUGCAGAACGACUUAUGAGGGAUGCCAAGAACUCCAAAACGCUCUUACCAAAUCUGUAUCACCUCGGUGGAGCUGCUUGGGCAGGAGCAAAUGGUUCACUCUCCAAUCCAAUCCAAGAAACACUUGAAUCCAUGGCUGGAGAAGUCACAAGAGUUGUGGAUGAACAACUUAAGACACUCCUUGAGUCUAUGGUGGAUGCAGCAGAAAACCUUUGCCCGAAUGUGAUGAAGAAAGCUCGAAUCCGUGAAGACCUGAUCGAGGCAAGCACUGAGAAGAUUUCCAUCCCACGCACUUUUGUGAAAAAUGUCCUCUUGGAGCAAUCUGGCAUUGAUAUCCUCAAUAAAAUUAGUGAAGUAAAACUGACAGUGGCUUCUUUCCUGUCUGACCGAGUCGUAGAUGAAAUCCUGGAUGCACUUUCCCACUGCCAUCACAAACUGGCUGACCACUUGACCAGACGUGGCAAACCACUUCCACAGCAGGAAUCACUAGAAAUAGAGUUAGCUGAAGAAAAGCCAGCUAAGCGCUCCAUCAUCACGGUUGAGGAGUUGACAGAGAUAGAACGUUUGGAGGAUCUAGACACCUGUAUGACUCUCUGCUGUACAAGUAUGACUCCUAAAUCAAAAAGGAAAAGCAUCCACAGUAGAAUGCUUCGGCCAGUAUCCAGAGCUUUUGAGAUGGAAUUUGAUCUAGAUAAAGCACUGGAAGAAGUACCUAUCCAUAUAGAAGACCCACCAUUUCCUUCCAGCAGGCCAGACAAAAGAACUUCUGGAUUCAUUUCCGAGCUGCCAUCAGAAGAAGGGAGAAAACUGGAACACUUUACAAAAUUAAGGCCCAAAAGGAAUAAAAAGCAGCAGCCCAGCCAAGCAGCAGUGUCUGCUGGAGUGCCUCCAGAAGGGGAUCAGAACGGCCUCAUGGGGAGGGUGGAUGAAGGAGUGGAUGAAUUUUUCACGAAGAAAGUGACAAAAAUGGAUUCAAAGAGACCAUCAACUAAAGGUUCAGACAGCAGUGAGCCCAGUGAAGCAGGGGAUGAGAAGAAGAAAAGAGACUCAAGGAAGAGUGGCUUCCUUAACUUAAUUAAAUCAAGAGGAUCCAAAUCUGAACGUCCCCAGACUGUAACGGUGGCAGAGGAGCCUUCUUCACCCAAAGUUGCUGCAAAAAGUCCAGCUGUGGACACAAGCAAGAAGGAGGUAAAGCCUGCAGAGCAGAAUGGUGGUACAGAGCGCUCUGAGGAAUUAAAGACACCAGACUCACUGGAGGAGGCACAGUCAGACGAUGCAGCAAAAGCUGAGAGGGCUGACAGCAAAGGAAGCCCACAGGGAGGCCGGAGGUACGGCGUGCAGGUGAUGGGCAGUGGACUUCUUGCAGAAAUGAAAGCCAAGCAGGAGAAGAGAGCAGCCUCUGCUCAGAAGAAACUUGGGAAUGACACAACUUCCAGAGAGUCCUUUGACACGGCACUGAGCUCAGAACGACUGGAUGAAAGUGGUACAGUGCCUAAACUCCAGCAGACCCUUCCAGAGACUCGAUUUGCCUCAAAUAAAGGAGACUCCAUCUCAACAUCAUCAGAAAAAAACUCAAAAGCUGAACCAAAGGCAGAAGCUGGUGCAAAGGCAAGAGGUUCUUCCAAUACACCAACCAGCCCAAAGCCCCCACUGCAGUCAACAAAGCCCAGCCUGGCAGGACGACCCACGGUGCCGCAGAAACCACGCUCUGCCUCUCGUACUGAGGAUGCUCCGGAGUCUCCCUCUGGCCCCAGUUCCCCAAAAGUUGCCCUGCUUCCACCUGUGCUGAAGAAAGUUCCUUCUGAUAAGGAAAAGGAUGGCCAGAGCAGCCCCUCAGUCAGAUCAUUUUCUCAAGAAGCUGCGAAAAGAAGCCCUGGGCAGCAGUCUCAUGAGUUCCAGGAGGUGAAGCAGAGGUCCCUAAGUAAAGACGGGCAUCAGGGCAGCAAGUCGAGUGACUCUGGUGAAGAAGCAGACAAGGAUUUUAUUUUUGUGUAGCAGUGGGUGCAAGUGCUUCAUAGCACCAGGGCCUGUUGUCACAAUCAGGGUACAGCAAUCGACAGCCCUUCUGGCCAGCUGCUCUUCCACCACAGGUACAUUUCCACACAGAAAAACCUGAUCUUCCAAUGGUGAUUUACGCUCACUUGGCAUCGAUUUGGUCCUUGAUUUCUGUUCUGUGCAGCGCAGACCUUCCUUCCCAUGCCUUUGCUAAAACCAGCGACUCUCUCGUGUAUUCUACUUGAAUUCCUCUCUGAAGCAGCUAGCAAGAGUGCCCUGCAUUAGGGGCACUCGGGAAGCAAAGCAAACUAACUGGACCUUGUCUUACACUAAUACACUGUACAGCAGGUAAUGUGUUGUACUGCUGAAUGUAAAUGUGUCAGAUCUGCACGUGACUUACCUAUAAAUAUAUUCCUGCAGUAUGCAAUUGCACAUUGUAAUUAUAUUAAAAGAGCACACUAAUAAAAUAAUUUGUAUAGAUUAUAUAUAUUAAAUGCUUGGGUAUGGUUUUUACAUUCUCCCAUAGGGAGUCUCUUUCUUCCUGUUCUCAUACUGUACAUAAGGCUCCAACGCUUCCAUUUGUGUACCGUCAAAAAGCACAACAGAGCAGGAUCUGGAUGAUGUAUAAUCAUGGUAUUUCCUCCACGUCCAUACAUUAAUGUAUAUAGAUGAUUGGAAUGAGGGCAAUGGGAAUUUUAUUAAUAUUGAUGUUUUCUAGGGGCCUUCCUCAGUUCUGUCUGCAUAUUAAGCUUCUUUCCAAUGUGUAAUUCUACGAGACAAAUAGUUCCAACAUCUGUAAAAAGGUCUCAGCUUUUGAGGGAGGGGGGUGAAAAUUUCACAGCUACCCACUUACAUUACAGGUUGAAGGGAUUUUAUUCAUAUGUAUAUUUGUAACAAUAAAAAAAGGAUUUUACAA